Molecule: messenger RNA, 4128 nt
Organism: Naegleria fowleri
Lineage: Eukaryota; Heterolobosea; Eutetramitea; Acrasida; Naegleriidae
Exons: 1
Coding region: 1-4128 (1375 amino acids)
Biological process (GO): actin filament polymerization; endosome fission; regulation of actin nucleation
Cellular component (GO): endosome; WASH complex
Source: RefSeq, a predicted model, not a curated record
AUGUCCUCAACCAUAAACUUUCUCUCCGAAACCAAUCAUUGUGGGCAAACACUGCUUCAACUUGUUGCUCACGGUAACGCCAUCAUUGCAGAGCUAUUGAGAUUGAGUCAUUACAUUCCACCCGUGUUUUUCCUCGAUGAUAAGAAAUAUCAAUAUAUUAUAUUUGAUUUUAAAUAUUUAAAAAAUCAAGAUGCUUAUGAUAAUAGAAUUACAUCGAGCUCCGAUUUACUUGACUUGGAUGAAAGUUUUAAAGAGAGUCAUAUGCCUAUAUUAGAAAGAUUUUACACUCUAUUCAAGGCAAUUUACAAUUACUAUAAGGAUUUUAUUAAAUUUAUGAACGAUCUUGAUCAAGGCUAUUAUAUUCAACAAACGUUGGAAUCUAUUUUGGUGAAUCAAGAUGGCAAACAAUUGUUAGCUGAAUCUCUGUAUUUAUACGGAGUCAUGCUCAUGUUACUUGAUUUGAAAAUUCCAGGUAUUGUGAGAGAACGAAUGCUCAUGUCUUAUUUCAGAUAUAAGGGUGCGGGUGAAAUUCCGAAUAUUGAUGAUGUUUGCAAAUUGUGUCGAAGCACAGGCUUUGAUUCGACCUAUUAUUUACAUCGGGAAUAUUUUUAUCAACAUGGCGGAGGCGUAGGUUCGAAUUCCGGUGCAUUUUUUGAUUAUUCUUCUGAGAGUGGUAGCAGCAGUGGAAUGCCUACUUCGUCCUCAACAUCACCCAACUCUCCAAAUGUUGUUGGUGGGUCCAACAUGCAAUUACAUGGUGCCCCACCUUCAUUUCCUGAAGCAUAUCCAACCGAUUAUUUCAAUAGAUUUCCACUUCCUGAUCAAGUCGUAAGCAUGAUCAUUGGUCGACUACGUUCCGAUGACAUUUAUUUACAAACCUCUUAUUAUCCACUUCCAGAACAUCGAAGUGUUGCUCUCUCUACACAAGCAGCCAUGCUCUAUAUCAUUUUAUACUUUAAGCCCAACAUGUUGAAUAAUGAAAUGGCCAUUAUGAGAGAGAUUGUGGAUAAACACUUUCCUGAUAAUUGGGUCAUUUCGUAUUAUAUGGGAUUCACUGUAGAUUUAACAGUGGUUUGGAAAGAUUUUAAGGCGGCAAAUUUGGCGAUUCAAAAUAUUGUCACUUUGAAUCAUGUGAAGAAUUUAACCGAGUCCUUCCACAACAUCUCUCUUCCAAAAUUAAUUGAUCAAUUGAAUCAAUACCUUGUGGAGGGUGUUCUUGUUGAAGAAUAUGUUCUCGACAAUAUUAACAAAUUAGUUGCAUGUUUGAGAGAUUGUAAUGUUACUCUCCGAUGGUUAUUGCUACAUCGUACUUCACAAAAUAAGAAGGUGAAUGAGUUGAUCAGUUCCAUGACCAAUCCAGAAGAAAUUCUACUUCUUUUAUUGAAUACUGCUCAAUUUGAAUUUUUAUUGAAACAAAUGUUUCAAGAAAUGUUAGACUCUAAAGAAGCCAAAUGGACCCAAUGCAAAGAUCAAGCUCAAAAUCGAAUGAUUGAACUCUCUCAAUAUUUUUCAGGUGAAAAAGCACUCACACCCAUCAAAGAUGAACAAUUACAAAAAUGGUUCUCCGACAUGAGUAGCCGAAUUAGUGAAUUGGAUUAUCAUGAUUCCACACUGGCUGGACGAAGAAUUCAACAAGUCAUUUCUGCAUUGGAAGAUGUUGAACAAUUUCAUCAAAUUGAACAAUCUCUUCAAGUGAAACAAUAUCUCUCUGAUACUCGAUUGCUAUUGAAAAAGAUGAUUCGUUAUGUGAAUAUUCGAGAAAGUGUAUUGGUUGGUAUUGCCAUUGUGAGUGAUAUUUCCUAUGCUUGGGAAAUUGUUGGAGAUUAUGUCAAAUCCAUGCAAAGAAGAAUCAAAAAGGAUCCAUCUUUGAUCAUCAAGAUGAGAUCUACCUUUUUAAAAUUGAGUACCAUGCUUGAACUACCUCUUGUGAGAAUUUCUCAAGCAAAAUCUCAAGACAUUGUGAGUGUUUCACAAUAUUAUAGUGGUGAAUUGGUGAAAUUUGUGAGACAUACUUUGGAAAUUAUUCCAAUGAGUAUGUUCAGUAUUUUGAACAAGAUUAUUGAUGUUCAGACGAAUCGAUUGGAAGAAUUACCAACCAAAUUACCAAGAAGUGAAUUGAAGAGAUUUUCACAACUCGAUGAAAGAUAUGAUUUAUCUCGUGCCACUUAUGAAGUGAGUAAAUACACAGAAGGAAUAUUAGCCAUGGAGAGAACAUUGAUGGGUAUUGUUGAAAUUGAUCCAAAACAAUUACUUGAAGAUGGUAUUCGAAAGGAAUUGGUUCGACAAAUUGCAUUGGCUCUUCAUUCGAAUUUAAUUUUCACUUCUUCACAAUAUGGUUUUGAUUUGUUGAGACUUUCACCACAACAACAUCAGGAUGAGAGUGGUGGUGCUAGUGGUAGUAGUAUCACUAGUGGAGGUGGAAAUGUCUCUCAGAGAGGUGGUGGUGGGGCUAAUAAUAGCAAUUAUCGUAUUGAUCAACUCAUUGAUCAACUGGUUUCCAAUUCUUCACUCAACAACAAAAAGAUGGAAUCUGUAUUAUUGAUUGAAUCUGCUAAACAAUUUGAAGAGAAACUUACCAAAUUAUAUUCUCAAUUGGAUGGUAUGCUAAGAUCUUUUGAAUACAUUCAAGACUAUGUACAUGUCUAUGGUUUGAAAUUAUGGCAAGAGGAAUUCUCUCGUAUCAUCAUGUACAAUGUGGAACAAGAAUGUAACACUUAUUUGAAGAGAAAAGUAUUUGAUUUCCAAUCUCUCUAUCAAUCAGAAGUUAUUCCAAUUCCAAGAUUUAGACCAACUCUCUCUCAACAAAUGAGUGACAAACAAUCCAUUACGAUUUUAAAUUUUAUGGGAAGAUUAAUGGUUGAAAUGUUAGUUCAUACAGAUACUCGUAGAACAGUCUAUAUUGAACAACUCUCAGGAUGGUAUGAUUACGAUAGUUGUGUUGUUCCAGAAACGAAACAACAAUCGGAUCAAUCAGUGAAACAAGAAAUUAUUGGUUUGACUUGUUUCUCAUUGUUACAACAAACCAUUUCAAGUUAUGGACUCGUUGGAUUGGAUUUGUUGUUGAGUUAUCGAAUUGUUACUUUAUUGAAUCAAUAUGUGAAACAAUAUUUGAGACAUUUGAAUGAUCAUGUGAAAAAACAUAUCAAAUUAUUUGAAGAUUAUUUAACACCACCCAAUACAUUGCCUGAAGGAUUAUGUAAAACCUAUGAACAGAUUUUGGGUGCUCUUCCAAAUACUUUCUUCACACAUGUAUUCUUGUAUUAUGUCAUGCAAGUAGGAACAUGUCAGUUAUUGAGAAAACACAUUGCAUCUCAAUUAUUAUUUACAUGUAAAUUGAAUGCCAUGCCAUUAUAUAACACUCUGACCAAUCUCAAUCAAGGAAUUUUGAAGGAUGUUGAAAGAUAUUUUGAUAUUCACUAUAAGAAUCAAUUGAAUCAAAAGUUAUCAACACCUUCUUUGAAAGCUUCUCCAAAGACCUCAAUAUUACCUCUCGCUCAAACAGGAUCAGCUGCUUCAUCUAGUACGACAAAUCCUCCUCAACAUGGCAUUCAUCUUUCAAUUGCUAGUACCAAACAAUUACCAAAUUCAAUGAUUGGAUAUCCAAGUGAAAAUAAUCCCAUCUUUUCUGAACUCACUCAAUAUCUUCAGACAAGUGGUAUGCAUCAACCUUUUGAAAAGGUUUAUAUUACUCCUCAAUACAAUACUUCGAGUACCAUGACCACAAGUUCAGGAGUAUCAAGCACUUACAACAAUAUUCAGCAUGUGGCAGUAACCAUGUUUUUAUUUGUGUUGUACUGUAUUGAAAGAUUUACAUACAUUUCUAGCAUUGAUUGUUUAGUGAGUAAGAAGAAGGGUGAUAUUUUGGAUGGCACACCUUUUAUUAUUGGAAUUUACACCAUUUUAAGACAAUUCCAUUCAAGUGAGACUCAUUUGUUUUUGGCAUACAUUGGUCAAUAUAUUAGAGCGAACACAGACCAAAUCAAUAUUGAAAAGAAGGGAGCAUCUAUUCCUGAUAAUGUUAUUUUCAUGUUGAGAUUUGUCCAAAGAUUUUGUAAAUACGGAAAUAUUAGCCAGAAAGUGUUGGAUUGUCAUGUUCCAGCCUUUUUAUUCACCAAGCUUGUUGAUUAA